AUGGUUCUUGCCGAUCUUGGUCGACGUCUUUCGACAGCGUUAAGAAAUUUAAGUAAUGCAACAAUUAUUAAUGAACAAGUUCUAAGUGAAGCAUUGGGAGAAAUCUGUCGUGCUCUAUUGGAAGCUGAUGUUAACGUACGCUUAGUUAAACAAUUACGUGAAAAUGUCAAACAAGCAAUAAACUUCGAAGAAACUGCUGUUGGUUUGAAUAAACGUCGACUGAUUCAAUCAGCUGUUGUUAAAGAACUCGUUCGACUUAUUGAUCCUGAAGUAAAACCAUGGCAGCCAGUCAAAAAUAAACCGAAUAUUGUUAUGUUUGUUGGUUUACAAGGUAGCGGUAAAACCACGACAUGUACAAAAUAUGCUUACCAUUAUAUGAGACGUGGCUGGAAAACAGCAUUAGUUUGUGCUGAUACAUUUCGUGCUGGUGCAUUUGAUCAAUUGAAACAAAAUGCAACUAAAGCACGUAUACCAUUUUACGGCAGUUACACAGAAAGUGAUCCAUUAGUAAUCGCUGUGGAUGGUGUUGAGACAUUUCGUAAAGAUAAUUUUGAAUUAAUUGUUGUUGAUACAAGUGGUCGACAUGCACAAGAAGAAUCAUUAUUCGAAGAGAUGCUUCAAAUUUCGAACGGAAUUCAACCUGAUAAUAUCAUUUUCGUUAUGGAUGCUAGUAUUGGUCAAGCUUGCGAAUUACAAGCACAAGCAUUCAAAUCAAAAGUAGAUGUUGGUUCAGUUAUUGUUACUAAACUUGACAGUCAUGCUAAAGGUGGUGGAGCUCUAAGCGCUGUUGCUGCAACAAAAAGUCCAAUCAUAUUUAUUGGUACAGGUGAACAUAUCGAUGAUUUUGAAGUAUUUAAAACGAAACCAUUUAUCAGCAAAUUAUUGGGUAUGGGUGAUAUACAAGGUUUAGUUGAAAAAGUCAACGAUCUAAAAUUGGAAGAUAAUGAAGAAUUAAUUGAAAAAUUGAAACAUGGUCAAUUUACGUUGCGUGAUAUGUAUGAACAGUUUCAAAACAUCAUGAAAAUGGGUCCAUUCGGACAGAUAAUGGGCAUGAUUCCUGGGUUUGGCACUGAAUUUAUAUCGAAAAGUGGUGAACAAGAAUCACAAGCGCGUUUGAAAAAAAUGAUGUGUGUUAUGGACAGUAUGAACGACAAUGAACUUGAUCAUCUUGAUGGAGCCAAACUAUUUAAAAAUCAACCUGGUCGGUAUACGCGUGUUGCUCGCGGAGCUGGUGUUUCCAUACGCGAUGUACAAGAUUUAAUAGCACAAUAUUCAAAAUUCUCACAAAUGGUUAAGAAGAUGGGUGGUAUUAAAGGUCUAUUUAAAUCAGGUGAUAUGACCAAAAAUGUUAAUCCAACACAAAUGCAAAAAUUAAACAGUCAAAUGAGUAAAUUGAUUGACCCCAGAAUUUUACAUCAAAUAGGUGGUACAUCGGGUUUAUCAUCAAUGAUGCGACAAUUUCAGCAAGGCGGUGGACCUGGUGGACUUGGUAAAUUGUUUGGUGGUGAUAAAUAA
Messenger RNA from Rotaria socialis, 1515 nucleotides. The record is from the annotation of a GenBank genome assembly. Lineage: Eukaryota; Metazoa; Rotifera; Eurotatoria; Philodinida; Philodinidae.